AUGGGAACAUUUACAAGCUUCAGAAAAGCCUAUGGAGCUCUCAAAGACUCCACCAAAGUUGGCCUAGCCAAAGUUAAUAGCGAUUACAAGGACUUGGAUAUUGCAAUUGUGAAAGCUUGCAAUCAUGUUGAAUAUCCUCCAAAGGAACGUCAUGUUAGAAAAAUAUUCUAUGCAACAUCCGCGCACCAACCACGCGCGGAUGUGGCACACUGCAUUCAUAAACUUUCCAAGAGACUUUCAAAGACGCGAAGUUGGAUAGUUGCUAUAAAGACAUUGAUAGUGAUUCAUAGGACUUUGAGAGAGGGUGAUCCUACAUUCAGAGAAGAGCUUUUGAACUACUCGCGCAGGGGACAUAUUCUCCAAAUAUCGAAUUUUAAAGAUGAUUCAAGCCCUUUAGCAUGGGAUUGUUCUGCUUGGGUUCGAACCUACGCACUAUAUUUAGAAGAAAGACUCGAAUGUUUUAGGAUCCUUAAAUAUGAUAUCGAAUCAGAGCGCUUGAUAAAAUCUUCACCGGCUUCAACUAAAGCACAUAGCAGAACCCGAUCGUUGGCUAAUGACGAUCUGUUGGAACAACUACCAGCACUGCAACAACUUUUAUUUCGCCUUCUCGGUUGUCAGCCUGAGGGAUGUGCUUAUAACAAUUAUCUAGUACAGUAUGCAUUGGCCUUGGUAUUGAAAGAGAGCUUCAAAAUAUAUUGUGCACUCAAUGAUGGAAUCAUCAAUCUUGUGGACAUGUUCUUUGAAACUACAAGACAUGAUGCAGUGAAGGCUUUAAAUGUAUAUAAAAGAGCUGGCCAACAGGCUGAAAGUCUCGCCGAUUUUUAUGAAUAUUGCAAAGGCUUGGACCUUGCUAGGAAUUUCCAGUUUCCGACGCUAAGACAGCCGCCGCCAUCUUUCCUUGCUACAAUGGAAGAAUAUAUUAGAGAAGCUCCCCAAUUAAGCUCUGAGAACAAUAGAUUGGAGUAUAAGGAAAAUGAUGAAUCACUAGAGGAAUCAGAGCCAAAAGAAGCCGAAGAGCCUCAAGAAGAAGAGAAGCAAGAAGAGAAAGUCAGUGAGGAGGAGGAAGAAGUAGUACUCGAGGAAGAAGCACAACCUGAGGAAGAGAAGGUUGAGUUUCCUCCACUGAUAUCAACCGAUGGUAUCGAUGAUUUACUGGGUCUGAAUGAAAUAAACCCUAAAGCUCUAGAAAUGGAGGAUAGAAAUGCAUUGGCUCUUGCAAUUGUACCACCCGGUGGAAAUCAUAAUUCAAACAAUCUUGCUUUGAGUAACAUCAGUGGAACUUCUGGUUGGGAACUUGCCCUGGUUACAGCACCAACUAACCAUAACAGUCAACCGCCAGAUCGCAGAAUGGCCGGUGGUUUUGACACGCUAUUACUAGACAGUUUAUACGAAGACGAACAUGCAAGAAGACAACUUCAACUUCAAAAUGCAGGUUAUGGACAUGAAGAAAUGACUGUACAAAAUCCAUUUGAUCAUUAUAAUCAACACGAUCCGUUUGCAAUGUCGAAGAACAUAGCACCUCCAACCAAUGUUCAAAUGGCAAUGAUGGCUCAACAACAACAGCAGCAACAGAUGAUGUUCCAACAACAGCAUAUGAUGUAUCCACAACAACAACAUCACAACAUGGAAAUGGUGCUUCACCAGCAACAACCUCAUGGUCAAUACCCUCAUCACCCUCAACAGUUGCAAAUUAUGGGGAAUCAUAAUCCAUUUGGAGAUCCUGUACCUGUCCCUAAUUAUCCUCAUAACACAAUGAAUCAACAGGGAAAUUACAAUUUAAUGUAG
Messenger RNA from Lathyrus sativus (Indian pea), 1785 nucleotides. The record is from the annotation of a GenBank genome assembly. Lineage: Eukaryota; Viridiplantae; Streptophyta; Magnoliopsida; Fabales; Fabaceae.